AGACUGAGAAAUAGAGACUCCAAUUUUGAGCAAGAAAGAAGAACAUGGCCGAAAGUUCUUCGGCUUCGUCUCCACCCAAGCCUGUGGUUGUUAGGGUGAAACGAAAACCCUUUCAAUCUCCGCUUGAUGCUUUCUGGUUGGAAAUCAAUGAGAGGCCAUCGAAGCGACCACUCUUGGAUUUUGGAAAUCUAUCAAUCUCUGAUUCUGCUCAAAAGGUGGAAUUUCAUAACAAGAAGAUUUUCGUGCAACAUGUGGAGACAAUAAACAGCUCUGAGGUCACCUUUGACAUUGUGCAAUCCUUUGUGGAUCCUUGUUCCAGCGGUGCUUCUGAAUCUAACUCAAAAGUUUUGGAAAGAAAGAACUUCUUUAAAAAGGAUAAUAAGCAAGAUCAGCUUUUGUUCAAAGCUAAACAAGAAAAAGAGUCUUUAGCAAAAAAUGCUCGCUUUGAACAAAUAUGGAAGAGUAGGAAGGGAAACAAAGGGACAGUGCAUGAAAAAGCAUUACAAGAAAUAUGCCACCUCUAUGACAUUGUUCGUGUUGACAUUGAAGAAAAAUCUAAGGAACAGGAAGAUAUCUCCUUGGAGGACCAAAGACUUUUGUCUAGUUACCUCCCUAUGCUAAGAGAGUUUAUUCCUAAUGCUGCUGCAGAGAUUGAAGCUGAUAUGCUUGCUCAUUCCAAACAAGAGGAUUAUGUGUAUGACCUCUACACUGUGAAGGACGAGAUGGAUAUAAAGGUUGAUGAUUCUUCAUAUUCUUAUCCACUAGUUCAAGUUGAUGAUUCAGAUUAUUAUGAUGGACCAGAUGAUUCGGAUUAUGAAUCUGAUGACUCAAAUGCUGAAAACAAUCCACUGAAUGAUUAUCCUGAUGAGAUUUCUCAAGAGGAGGAUGAAGAAGUUGAAGCUUCUGAGUGUGGAUCAGAAGAACGCGAACAUAGCAAUGCUAGUAACGAAUCAUCAGAUGAGGAUGUAGAACAUCAUGGUUUUUCCAAAGGUGACGCUGAUCCUUUGUAUGAUGAGGAUUUUGAUGAUUAUAAAGGCGCAGGCGAUUAUGAUGUUGAGGAUGGGGAUGAUGAAGAUUGGAGGUGGUCUUACCGAUGAAGCUAGCUUUGGUUUUAGUUUGGAGAAAUGCUAAAUUCACCAAAAAAAGAAGUUAUAGGGUCAAAAUCAAAACUUCUGGGCAGACCCAUUGGAACAUACAUAAAUUCCGGAAGAAAAAUGUUCGGAUUGCACUGUCUAAAAUGAAAAACUAAUGGUUAGAGGUGUAUUUUUCUUGUGUUUUGUUGUGGUGGAUGAUGUGACUUUACUUUCUGUUGACCUGACUUUAAAAUUCAGACCGGUCAUCGACUCGAUCGAGGUACUGGGUCA
This is a messenger RNA of Gastrolobium bilobum, 1364 nucleotides long. Its product is annotated as RNA-directed DNA methylation 4. Bases 45 to 1097 code for a protein of 350 amino acids. The transcript is spliced from 10 exons. Lineage: Eukaryota; Viridiplantae; Streptophyta; Magnoliopsida; Fabales; Fabaceae. The record is from RefSeq and is a predicted model, not a curated record.